AUGCCCAAGCGAAGGUCCGAUCCAGUUAUUCCAGACUACUGGAAGCCGGUCAGCAAUCGCAACAAAAAGAUGAAAUCAGAUGGCGAUGUCGAGUUCAAUCAAAAGAUUCCUCCAGCGUCCAGGGCUGUACUUCAGUCUGUCUCCCUCCCAAUGCGGCCAUGCAACUACCAGCACACAGACCAGCAUCGCCGAUCAGCUCAUCAGAGCCAUCGCUCCGGCAAGAAGAAGUCAGAUCAAGUCUAUUCCAGGAGACACUGCUCCAAUCUUCCGCGGUCAAACUCCACCUCGCGGGAUAAAGUCAAAUCAUCCAAGAGCCCUGAAUUUACUCUCGAAAACAACCGCUACCUAACCAAUCUCAAGGUCUCCCACGAUGAACGCGCCAAACUUAAGAAUAUUCAGGGGACCUACAUAAUGAGACACCGGUCAAGUGGCGAAUACCAGGGCAAAGUGUGGCUCAUCUGGGACGAAAGCCGGCUUUGGGGCGCAUUUCUCGUGGGUCCCUGGCAAGGUAUCAUGUUCAUCGACAAAGGCCCGGAUAGAGCCUCUCCCGCAAAGUACGAUAUGACCUGGCGAGGCGAAAACGGUCAUGAAUCCAGCCCUUUCCACGGCAAAGGGUAUAUCUGGAUCGGACAUGAACCCGUAAUCCAUGGCCGUUUUGACGGAAUGUUUCACAGUAAUGGGCUCCGAGAUAGCUUUGAAUUCCAGGCUGAACGGAGAUCGUGCGUGCCACAGCAGCUAGACGAAUACAUCCAGGAGUGGGAGAGGUUACGAGGGAACGAUUCCAAUAGGAAGGAACCUUCGACUGAAUACAUGCUCUUGUCUGAACUCUUGCCUGGAUCCUCCCCUGUGAAUGCAAUCCGAGUCGAUAGCGAUGAGGAUGAAAGUGAAGUUGGUCCAGAAGAUGAUGUUGAUACGCUAUCUGAGGAUGAGAAUGACGAUGACGAUGGGGACAGGGAAUAUCUUGACGAUGGGGACGAGGACGAUGAGGAUGAUGACGAGUAUGAGUACGAGGCUGUGGAAGAGAGUGAGGACGAGGAUGAGGGAGGUCGUGAUUCCGAUAGUGACAGCACUCGCAGCUCUGGAACACUCUCCCCGGACCCCCAGGAUCCCAUUCCCCCAUCACCCGCGCAAUUUGAGAACGUCAGGUUACUCGAGUUACUGACGGGUCGUUUUUAUUUGAACAGCGAAGACAUCGACAGCAACUGGCCCCAGACCCUGUCUUCUGAACGUGUCAUCCAUCUCCACGUCCAGCGUGAACGAAAUAAGCUCUGGGGGAAAUUCAGGAUCGGGACAUGGGGAGGCUUAAUGCAGUUCAUUCCGUCGGUGGACAAUCUCCUCUUUGAUCAAUCUAUUAUAUUCAAUUGGCAAGGUUUGGAAAUCGACACGGGUCAACACAUGAAGGCAAACGGUUCGCUCUUUAUAUCGGAAAACGGAACAGUCAAAGGGACGUUCAAGAAUCUUGGGGGAGACUGCAGCUUCACGGGAGAACGGGAUAGGACGAUGCCAGUAGGAGAAUCGGGGUUUGGGUUGUCAGAAUAUCGCAGGGAUUGGAAGAAUUGGAUGGUCUCUUCAGCUGAGAACUGGUGA
Molecule: messenger RNA, 1587 nt
Organism: Aspergillus wentii DTO 134E9
Lineage: Eukaryota; Fungi; Ascomycota; Eurotiomycetes; Eurotiales; Aspergillaceae
Exons: 1
Coding region: 1-1587 (528 amino acids)
Source: RefSeq, a predicted model, not a curated record